This is a messenger RNA of Macroventuria anomochaeta, 3198 nucleotides long. RefSeq lists its product as uncharacterized. Gene Ontology annotation, molecular function: transmembrane transporter activity. Lineage: Eukaryota; Fungi; Ascomycota; Dothideomycetes; Pleosporales; Didymellaceae. Gene Ontology annotation, biological process: transmembrane transport. The annotation marks the transcript as partial. The transcript is spliced from 7 exons. The record is from RefSeq and is a predicted model, not a curated record.
AUGCUUGGCCUAUCCUUCACCGCGACGCGCACGCAAAUCGCCUCGUACCUCUUCGGCGUCGCGCUCUUCAGCAUCGCCUUCCUCGUGUUCCUGAACAGCAGCAUCAGCUUUGUCAUCACGCAGCGCAUUGGGCAGAGCAAGAAUGUCGGCGGUGCGGUGGGCACGCUGGGCUUUGUGGACGAGCUGGUUGCGCUGGUUGCGUGUCCGGUCUGGGGGCUGCUGAGCGAUAGGGUGGGAGUUAGGGCUGUUGCGGUGACGGGGUACAUAGUUGUGGGAAUUAGUCUGUGGGUGCUGGUUCAGGCCAGGGAUGUUUACCCACAGUUGCUGCUGGCGAGGGUGCUGUUCAGCCUGGGAGGGAGCGCAACGGCGACUAUGGUUACUGCGAUUCUGCCAACCAUGACGAUGGUCAGGGAGGCCAAGCCGGAUCCAAGGAGUCCUACGCUGAGGCGCGUGGUCAAUGGCAGUCGGCAUGCUGUCGCCCCGUCCAUUUCCUCUGAGCUCACCAUCACCCCUGACCGCUUUCGAUCGAGCUCACAAGAAUCGAGCGGAGGUGCGCCCACGAAGAAAGACACAGGCGCGUCUACUUCGCAGCUUGCAGGGCUGGUCGGCAUGUUCACGGGCUGCGGCGCGCUGGUGGCUCUGUUGGUCUUCCUGCCCCUGCCCACCCGCUUUCAGCAGGCUGGCGAGAGCCCUGCUGCUGCUGUUGCGGCCGCUUUCUAUGUGGUGGGUGCCAUCGCCAUUCUUGUAGCCAUUGGCUGCUUCUUCGGCCUGCGUCAGUUGCCUGGCGAGGAGGACAAGGGGUGGAGACGUCUUACUAGCAAGGACGAGCACAAGAGUACUGAGACGUCCCAUGCGCGCGACCUCAUUCUGUCGUACCCCUUCCUCUUCCUCGAGAGCGUCCGUCUAGGCUUCGAAUCACCUCUGAUCGGCCUGGGCUACGUCGGGGGUUUCGUCGCACGCGCAUCAUCCGUCGCCAUAUCACUCUUCAUCCCGCUGUUCACGAAUCACUACUUCCUCCAAACCGGCGAAUGCGCCGUCGACCCCUCGAACCCCUCCGACAUCAAGCACGCCUGCCCGCAAGCCUACAAACUCGCCGCCAUGUUGACCGGUAUCAGCCAGCUCAUCGCCCUCCUCUGCGCCCCAGUCUUCGGCUACCUUUCUGGCAUAUACCCAAGAUACAACGUCCCCCUGCUCCUUGCAGCUGCAUCAGGCAUUGCAGGCUACGCUAUGUUCGGAUCUCUAGCCAGUCCAGACUACAAGAGCGAAGAUGGAACAGGUGCCAUCUUCAUCAUCGUCGCCCUCCUCGGCAUCAGUCAGAUCGGCGCCAUCGUCUGCUCUCUUGCCCUCCUCGGUCGCGGCAUUAACAACGACGAGUCCAGCGCAAACGGCUCAGCGCUUGACUCAACAAAUGUGAGCUACCAUCCCUCGGCAGGCGCGACACCGCCGACAAGCGCACCCAUCACGCCUGUCCAUGAAGAGGAGCCACUGUUGCCUCAGAAUCAGAGCUAUAGCACCAGCAGACCCAGCUCGCCCCCAGAAUCCAACUCAUACAACGAUAUGAAGGGAUCAAUAGCCGGAACUUACAGCUUGCUUGGGGGGUUUGGUAUCUUGCUGCUUACCAAGGCGGGAGGUGCGUUGUUCGAUAGCAUGGGGCCAGGAAGUCCGUUCUACAUGAUGGCGGCGUUCAAUGCGGCCCUGCUUGUUGUUGGUAUACUCGUGGACACUGGUCACGUCUCUGCACACGACGAAGACAUUGUUGUACCAACUACCAGGAUGCGCUCCGAAAUACCCAAAGCAGAUCCGAAUCGAGAUGAGCUACACGCGUGUAAAUAUGUGGGGUCCCCAUACACGACCCCGCGGACCACACACGUCCGUGGACACUUCAUUGGCUCAUCCCUCACAAUCGGCGCACCUUCCAUCACGAAACGGGUCAUUCAACGACAUCUCAAGAGCCUCCCCGCACCAACACACUACCUGUGUGACCGACAUGGGCUGAGCGACCCACUGAUAGUAUCGUGGCGGCGCACCAUGUCCUUCGACACCGAAGUCCUCAUAAUCGGCGCCGGCAUGUCCGGCCUCGGUCUUGCCAUCCAAAUCACCCGCCAAUUCGGAAUCCGCAACUUCGAGCUCAUCGAAAAAUCCUCCGACGUAGGCGGCACCUGGCUGCAAAACACCUACCCCGGUUUCGCGCUGAAUCCGGACUGGAGUCGCAAGUACUCUAUGCGCGAGGAGAUUCAAAGGUAUUUUAGGGGCGUGAGUGAUGCGUAUGGGAUCACGGAGAGAGUAAGGUUUCAUUCGGUGGUGGAGAAAGCGAGGUGGAAUGAGAAGGAGAUGGUGUGGGUGGUGAGUGUGCUGAAUUUGAGGACCAAGGAGAGGCGGGUUACGAGGGCGAAGGUGCUUGUUAGUGGAGUGGGGAGUUUGAGUGUGCCGAAGGAGUGCGAUGUCGAGGGGAAAGAAUCUUUUAAAGGGAAGAUGUUUCAUUCUGCGAAGUGGGAUCAUGGAUUUGAUUGGAGUGGGAAGGAUGUCGUCGUCUUGGGCAACGGCUGCUCAGCGACCCAAUUCGUCCCCAUCAUGGCCGGCGAAGUCGGCGACAAACCCCCAGUCCGCAAGAUCAUCCAAUUCGCCCGGCAAGCGCAGUACCUCUCGGAGCGCGAGAACCCUUACUACACACCCACCUUCAAAGCCGUGAUGCGCUACGUCCCGCUGGCCAUGCGUCUCUACCGCGCCAAGCACUAUUACGACAUGGAGUCCGACUGGUCCGGCUUCCCAAUCGAAAGUGGUGCAGCGAUUCGCUCUGGUCUGGCGAAAGAGAAUGAGGCGUAUGUGAAGCGUACAGCGCCGAAGAAGUAUUGGGACGCGCUGAUUCCGAGGAGUGAGAUUGGGUGUAAGAGGAAGGUGCUGGAUACGGAGUACCUGAAGUGCUUGUGGAAGGAGAAUGUCGAACUGAUACCGGACGAUCCAGUGCAAAAAAUCACAGAAGAUGGAGUUGUAACUAAGUCGGGGCGCGAGGUAAAGGCGGAUGCGAUUGUGCUGGCGAUCGGGUUUGCGACGCAGCAGAUGCUCUGUCCGAUGGAGAUCGUUGGCCGAGAUGGGCUGAAGCUGAACGACUACUGGGACACGCAAACCCGCGGUGUAGCACAAGCCUACUUCGGCACCGUCAUCCCUUCCUUCCCCAACUUCUUCGUCCUCAUGGGUCCU